UUUUCAAUCUCUGGACAUGCUGCCCCCUAAAUCUCCACCACCAGCUGGCUUUGUGAAAUCGCCUCUUUCUGAAACUAAGCUCACGGGCGACACCUUUGAGCUGUACUGUGACGUGGUGGGAAACCCCACCCCAGAAAUCCAGUGGUGGUACUCUGAGAUCAACCGAGCUGAUUCCUUCAGGCAGCUGUGGGACGGCGCCCGUAAGCGGCGAGUGUCCAUCAACACGGCCUACGGUGCCAACGGCGUGAGCGUGUUGGGUGUCUCUCGUCUUACGCUGGAUGAUGCUGGGACGUACGAGUGCAGAGCCAGUAAUGACCCGAGACGCAACGACCUGCACCAAAAUCCAGCCACCACUUGGAUCCGUGCUCAGGCCACUAUAACAGUGCUGCAGAGUGAGUUAGGACAGCUAGCUUCCUCCGUAGGUGCCAUCCUCCCCUGCAGACCUGGAAAAGGAAGAAAAACACCAUCAACUGAUUGCAUUGUACUCAUCCCUCGGUUCAAGCCAUCAAUCAUCGCCUCUGACCACAUCACACUUCCUGUGGAAGGUGACACUUUCACAUUGCAGUGCAACCUGACCAAUGCCCACAGUGUCCACAUGGAGAGCUACUGGAUGAAGAAUGGGGAGGAGAUCCCGGGAACACACACCCAAAAUAAGAACACUGAGUACAGGCGGAACAAACCAAGAGGAGACGAUGCCGGAGUGUACAUGUGUGUCUACACCUUCGAUAUGACUCCUUCAGCCAACGCCACUAUCGAAGUUAAAUGUAGGUGUUGAUUUGUGACCUGCAGGCAUCUUUGUCAG
Micropterus salmoides (largemouth bass) is the source of this 802-nucleotide messenger RNA. Its product is annotated as neuroplastin-like. NCBI's taxonomy places the organism in Eukaryota, Metazoa, Chordata, Actinopteri, Centrarchiformes, Centrarchidae. Gene Ontology annotation, biological process: cell-cell adhesion. The transcript is spliced from 4 exons. Gene Ontology annotation, molecular function: cell adhesion molecule binding. Gene Ontology annotation, cellular component: cell-cell junction. The coding region runs from base 17 to 775 and encodes 252 amino acids. The record is from RefSeq and is a predicted model, not a curated record.